Molecule: messenger RNA, 447 nt
Organism: Apis florea (little honeybee)
Lineage: Eukaryota; Metazoa; Arthropoda; Insecta; Hymenoptera; Apidae
Source: RefSeq, a predicted model, not a curated record
AUGCCCCUUUUACCUUCGUCGACGGCCGAUCAUAACGCCCGUUACGAUCUCUCCCCCCUCUCCACAGUUAUUCCUGUGUACCCUCCUUUUCGUGUCCGCUUUUGGAGACCCGAUAAGGAUAAAGAAAGAAGCGCCGCUAAGCCACCCCCGAGUCAAUACGCUCCGCCAGCAACCUCUUACGGGGUUCCCGUAAUUGGAUCCACUUACAACGUACCCUCUGAUUCCUACGGUGCUCCACCGCCGCCACAACCCCCAUCCUCCUCCUACGGCGCCCCAUCCUUCUCCUACGGCGCCCCAUCGGCUCCAUCCUCCUCUCACGGCGCCCCAUCCUCCAGCUAUGGCGCUCCAUCCUCCAGUUACGGUGCCCCAUCGGCUCCAUCCUCCAGCUACGGCGCCCCAUCGGCUCCAUCCUCCAGCUACGGCGCCCAUCGAUUAAGAUUGAGAUGA